Molecule: messenger RNA, 1603 nt
Organism: Suillus paluster
Lineage: Eukaryota; Fungi; Basidiomycota; Agaricomycetes; Boletales; Suillaceae
Product: Ima1 N-terminal domain-containing protein
Exons: 6
Coding region: 28-1575 (515 amino acids)
Biological process (GO): nuclear inner membrane organization
Cellular component (GO): microtubule organizing center attachment site; mitotic spindle pole body; chromosome, centromeric core domain
Source: RefSeq, a predicted model, not a curated record
UGCUGACCGUCAUACGCCUCGCACCAAAUGCCUCCCCUCUUUCGUAACACUAGCAGCACAAUCUGCUUCUUCUGCCGUUCAAACAUUAAACCUGCGCCGCCGGAUCCACGAUCUUUUCGCUGCCCGCAUUGUGACUGUUGGAAUCGCUACGACGCGAAUGGCGAAAUUAUGUCAGAUGAACCUGCUAUGCACGACGAAUCCCUGAACUCAAAGUCAUUUGCCAAGCGAGCUUCUCCCAGCAAGGACCGCCUGCCAUCCAUGUACGGAAGCGGCCAGUUCUGUCACACGUGCCAGACCAACCAAAUGCUCUUGGUCAACCUUCUUUCAAAUUACCUACCACCACCACAUAAUAUCCGUGAAUCAUUGCAUGUACGAUAUCCUCCGGUGUGUGCCAACUGUAUGCCUGCUGUGGAAGAGGAGAUCCGGAAGAAGGAUCAUAUGGCACGAACGAAGGCUCUGGGUGGAUGGCUAAAUGACAGCAGAGGUAAGGAGAAGCAGAGACAAGUUUCGGGAUCAAGCAGAGAAAGAGAGAAUCUUCAGACCCAUCUAGCUUUGUGGAGAAUAAGAGGGCUUCUUUGGUUUAUGACGUUAGCCGUGGCUGUUGUUGCUCAUUCGUCUGUUGUGUUGAGAUUGCAUUUUCCCGAUGUACUAGGUCAUGUGCGACAUGCUCUUCCACUUGUCACUUUUUGUAGUAUAUUUUGGACCGCCUGGGAUCCAACAUACUACUCCUUCCGGAAGGCGCGAAUACAAGGUCGCGAUCUCCGCGUUCGCGGCAAGAAAAAUUAUAUCAUUCUCCAAAUGACCGCAUGGUUCUCUAGACUGCUCUCAUCUAUUCUUCUCGCGCUUUCAUGGCACUCGCCUUCGCGGGACUACCUGUAUCUCUCGCAAUACCCAGCAUCAUCACGAACUCGUUACUAUUGUCUAACAUCACUCGUCGUCGAAGUGCUCAUCUGUGCUACCUCAUUUGUCGCUCUGCGCGUGCAAAAACCUCCGCCCAUUCGCUUAAUUGAUACUUCUAGCCACCAGCAUCUAGCCACUUCUGCCCGUCCUACUCCUGAGCCUCGCGCAUCACCCGCACCUCACUUGCAUACUGCCAGCGAGCCAGACCUUCUCGCAUCCCUCUCACUCUCAUCAAAUCCCAUAAUCUCCCCCAGCAACCCGAUCUUCGGCCUCCCGUCUCUCAUCGCGUCCAAUUCAACAUACACGUCCUCUCAAAGCAAGGUGGAUGAAGACGAGGACGAAGAUGCUAUGGAUUGGAUGCCCACCGUUCCAUCGCCGGCGAAGCCGAGGAAGAUCCUUAAUGACAAUGAUGACGGUUCGUGGCUCAAGCCACAGCGUUUCUUCCCUCCAGAACGACCGACGGGCUUGGAGUCCUUGUUCGCAAGUACAAAAUUGGACGAUAGAGAUCAGAAGCCUUCGUCUGCUGCACACACCCCUCAUACACGGACUACCCUACUUCCGUUCAUCACGCGCUGGUGGUGGGUGGGUGCCACGUCCUUCAUCCUCGUUCCUUUUGCGGCUUUAGCUUUUAAGUUCUGGCGAGGAAUGGAAAUACCACGAGAAAAUUCGACCUAACCCAAGCUCCGUUGUGUAGAUUACAAUA